UUCGGCACCAAAGUGACGUAAACAAUGCGGCUUUCUCUCCUCUCGUUACACGUGUUCUCGCGUCUCCCUCACCUGCGCUUUUAUUCCCCUCAUCUUCGUAGACUGUACAGGAUGGAGGACAGGAAGGUGGUAGUGACGCACGACGAGGAAUCCAUGACGGUGGGGCUUUCAUUUAGGUUCCAGCACUGUAAUGUAGACAGAACGUUUAACUUGAAGCGUUCCAGCGAGGAAGGCCUGAGCAGUGUAUUGACGAGGAUCAGCGGCAAUAUACAGAAGGUCCUGGACAAGAAGAAGAAAAGGAACGAAGACCCCGCCCCCGUUGUUCCCAUUGAUAUAAAGACACAUGCAGGAGAGAGUGUGAACAAGGAUAUGAGUUGCUAUGAGUGCUUCGUGGCUCAGGCAGAUCACCACUUCUUGGAUAUUGGUGAAAAGUCAUAUAGUCUAGAUGUGAAUCCCCCCAUAGUUAAAGUUCUAGAGCUCCCCAAGAACAUCAUGGCAGGCUUCCCUCUCCAUCCCAGCAAGUUAGAAAUGACCAAUGGAGUGAAUGAGGACAGUUCAUUCACGUGGUACAAGAGUGAUGUGAAGUUCAAUAGUAUAGAGGAGACCAAGUCCCAGAUGAACAAGAUCAAGUGGGUAGAGAUGGCUACCGGAUACACAUGUUUCACCGAUAAUGAUGAUGUUGGAAGGUUAUUGAAGGUUGUGAUGAGUCCCAGACGAGGUGAGCGCUGUGGGGAGGACACAGAGGCAAUAGCGUCUGUGUUGGUGUCUGCUGGGCCUGGUCUGUGCCCCUUUGAACGGCGCCACAAAGUCACCAAGAAACCGACAGGGCAGAAUUGUUUGCGUGUGAUCUCGUACAACAUUUUGGCUGACCAGUAUGCAGACAGUGAGUUUGCCCGCAGCAACCUCUUCCCCUCCUGCCCAUCUUAUGCCAUUGAUGUGGACUACAGAAAACAGCUCCUCAUUAAAGAAAUCUUAGGUUACAAUGGGGAUUUGAUCUGUCUUCAAGAAGUUGAUGAAAAGGUCUUUAUGCAUGGUCUUCAAGGUGCAUUAAGGAAGGAAGGUCUUGAGGGUGUGUAUGCAGCCAAGGGUGGAACAGUCACUGAAGGUGUGGCUCUCUUCUAUCGGCUCACCAAACUAAGAUUAUUGGAGACUCAGCGCUUCAUCCUGAGUAAAGAGCUGCAGAGCAGUGUAUUAUUUGCUGAGAUAUGGAAACAGAUACAGUGUUCUGAAGACCUCAAGGAGAAAGUUGUCUCUCGCUUUACUUGUCUGCAGGUUAGUGUGCUGGAGAGUACGGAGAAUCCCAAGCAGUUGGUGGUGGUUGGGGUGACUCAUCUCUAUUUCAGUCCUGAGGCAGAUCAUAUCCGUCUCCUGCAGGCGGGUAUAGGUCUCCAGAUCUUACAGCAAGUAAUGGCUCUCUAUCAGAACAAGUAUCCAGAGAAAGAAGUGUCAAUGCUCUUCGCAGGGGAUUUCAACAGUACUCCAGAGUUUGAUGUGUAUCGCCUUAUGACCUCUCAGAUGGCAAGCUUUGAUGACAUCGACUGGUCUGACAAGGAAAAUGAGCGUGUGUCAGGUGUCAGCUUUAGCCACGACCUUGAGCUGGCCAGUGCAUGUGGCUGCCCACCUUAUACCAAUUACACCAAAGACUUUUAUGGCUGCCUUGACUACAUCUACUACCAAACAGACAAAUUUUCAGUCAAGCAAGUCGUGGAACUGCCAAGCCAUGAGGAGGUGACGCAACACGAGUUCCUCCCCAGCAUCACCAUUCCAUCAGAUCAUCUUGCUAUUAUAGCGGACUUAGAAUUUAAAAAGAAAUAGUGCUAGGGUACAGGGGAAUAAAAAUACUUUGAACAAGCUUCUGAGCUUUAAAGUUUGUUGAUAUGUGUCACUUUCAUUUCAUAUUUUUUUAAGUGGGAUUUUUAAGGUGUGUCACUUGUUCACUGUUAUUUAUGAGGAAUUUAAGUUAUGAUUCAGGGACUUAAUAUUUGAUCUACAAGUAGAAAGGAAAACUAAGAGAUGGAGAUAAAUAUAUACAUAUAUGUAUUU
This is a messenger RNA of Scylla paramamosain (green mud crab), 2043 nucleotides long. RefSeq names its product 2',5'-phosphodiesterase 12-like. The record is from RefSeq and is a predicted model, not a curated record. The transcript is spliced from 9 exons. Lineage: Eukaryota; Metazoa; Arthropoda; Malacostraca; Decapoda; Portunidae. Gene Ontology annotation, cellular component: mitochondrion. Bases 25 to 1815 code for a protein of 596 amino acids. Gene Ontology annotation, biological process: nuclear-transcribed mRNA catabolic process, deadenylation-dependent decay. Gene Ontology annotation, molecular function: 3'-5'-RNA exonuclease activity.